UCAUACCUACCACACUUAGUAUGUAUACUUAUACAAUUGACUUUCAAAUCAGUCCAGUUUUUAUUUAAAGACGAUAUAACAUUGCGCAGCAUAAAUGUUUUAUAAAAAGUAAAAAUUGUAUUAAUAUAAAUGAUACGCUAAGAAAAGUCAAUAUUCAGUAUAUAAAAUAAACACCUUACAUAUCUGUGACUAAAUAGAAAACAUUACGUGACAAGAGUAACAUUACAACUUACUUAUUUCAUCGUAUUUCACAUUACUCGUUGUUCUGUUAUAAAAAUCAUAUCUUUAAAGAAAAACAUGAAGUUUCUUUUGUCAUUGGACAAUAUACACAAUGGUGGAAAAAAGUAAAUAACAACAGAAACAGGCAAGGGAAACAUGUGCAGAUGCUACGAAGUACUUUCAGGUGGAUGACAGGUUUUUCUAGAAUGGAUACAAAUAAAGAAACAGAAGAAAAAACUAAUAUAUCAAAUAAUGUUGAAGAAUCAGAAAAUUCAGAUUCGAUAGAGGUUGAUAAUUCGCGUACGGUGCUAUUGAAAAUAGCAACGCUAUAUGCUGAACGUCUUAUGAACGAUAUUUGUCUUGUUGUGGAUGGUAUUGAAUAUCCAGCACAUCGCCUUAUACUUUGUGCUUCUAGUGAUGUUUUCCAAGUAAUGUUGAUGAGUCCACAAUGGAGUGAAUCUCAAGAAAGUAGAGUAACUCUCCAAGAGACACCGCAAUGUGCACCUAUAUUUAGUGAAUUUUUGCGAUAUUUUUACACUGGUCAAAUAAAAAUUAAUUAUGGAGUUGUUCUACCCAUAUUAUCUUUAGCAGAUAAGUAUAAUGUCAAAGAUUUAAUAUCACUGUGCCUCGACUAUAUGCAAAAUCACAUUGCACUAGCUGCCAUACAUUGCACCUUAGUAUCAUGGUUACAAUAUACUUCGAAUUGCGGUCAUCACAAUAUUACUCAGGCAUGCCAAAAUUUUAUUAAAUGGAAUUUGGAAUUGGUAGCUAAGACUGCAGAUUUUGGAAACUUUGAUUUAGAUAUUUUGGUAUCAUUAUUACAUCAAAGUAGUUUAGUAAUAAAGGAUGAGAUGACAUUAUACAAGUGCCUGGAAUCUUGGCUAGAUCAUCAGGCAAAUCGGUUGAAUACACAAUUGUCACACGACGAAUUAGAAGUUACGUUAAAACAACUAGUAAUAGCGGUGAUGACCCCCGUUAGAUUUCCAAUGAUGUCUCCUCGGCAAUUGGCCGAACUAUUAUUAUCCCCUUUGACGCAAAAGUAUAAAGAAUUCUUUGUAGAACGUUUGUCGAUUGGAAUGUCCUUCCAUUCAAAUCAGCUACAUAAAAUCAAAGAAGUAUGCUUAAAUGAAGAGGAUGGCGCAUUACUUUUUGAACCAAGAUUGUAUACUGUGGAAACUCACAGUUCGCUGCUUACGAUACAAAACUUUCAUAGUUUACCCUCUUAUCAUACUAGAACUCUUGUAUUUUCAAGUCAUUCAUGUUUAGCAGAAUACGCUGGUGAUCGUGUGUGUGAAUGGAUUGUAGAUAUAUAUCCCAAAGGAGUCUGGUUUAAAAAGUUUUUUCUAAUUGUAUGGCAAGGAACAGUGGAAAUGCCAGAACAUGUGAAACGAUCAGUUAGAUUAUCGCUCACGUGCAAAGAACCUCCUAUAAACAGCGGUACCGAUAUGCGUGUAAAAAUAGGUGUUUUAAUAUAUGGUUUACAAGAUGGUGUUGAACAUAUUACAAGAGUAACCGAAGUCAUACAUAGAUUUAGUCAAACAGAACGUGUUCUUAAUUUAGAUGAUCUCUUACCAUUUGACGAACUCAAUCCACAACAGGGUUCUCCGUCAGAAACUCUGUCUCCUUUUUUAGUAGGGCCAAAUAAAGACAUGCUCAAAUUGCACAUUGUAAUAUCGCCAGCUAAUUAGAUAUUCUAUCGUUAAUUUUUUUUAUUUAGCUUUACUUAUCGGUAGCUUAUUCCCUUUAAUUUGUUAUACCAAAAAUUAUUAUUUCAUUGUGGAUUUUAAAAGUAUUAGACCUAUGUAAGAAACGUGAAACACUAAUCUUACAUGUAUAACUAACAUUAUGGUGUAGAUUUUUUUUCUUAUCAAUUGGCAGAAUGACGUUUUAACAUUAUAUAAGGAUUAAAUUUUAUAUUUGGAAUGUUACAUAUAAGAAAAUAUUGUAAUAAAGUAUUCGAAGACAUGUGUUGUAUUUGGACCAUAUUAAUCAAUCUAUUACAAGAAAAUACUAAGGAAUAGUAUUGUUUUAAGUAGAUACUCUUAUGCGGUUGUGCGAACACAGUAUUUUAUUAUACAAUAUUACACAUAAGGUAUUUUACUAGUAUCGUUAUAAAGAAAUGUAAAAUGUAUACAUUCCCAAUUACCGUUAUGUACCAAAUAUUAGUGUAAUAUACUUGACUUCUGCGAUUAGUAGUAAUUUGUGACUGAAAGAAAGAAUGAAAAUGCAUUUUUUAUAAUUAGAUGUAUUUCUUAUCUAAAAUAGAAAGAAAUUUGUCCUGAAAAAUGUUCUGUUUUGGGUAUUAAAACUAUU
This is a messenger RNA of Nomia melanderi (Alkali bee), 2532 nucleotides long. It is a transcript of the gene Tango10, whose product is annotated as transport and golgi organization 10. Lineage: Eukaryota; Metazoa; Arthropoda; Insecta; Hymenoptera; Halictidae. Gene Ontology annotation, molecular function: protein binding. The record is from RefSeq and is a predicted model, not a curated record.